AGGACGUUCCCAGAAUGCACCUUGUAUCAACACGGCGGCGACGGCGGCGGCCCCCCGAAGUCCAGGCGUUUGGCACAGCGGCACGCACCUCCAGCCGCGUCCCGCCAGUCGGUGUUGUGGGGCGACUGCGACCAUGGCGGAGUCGGCGCCCGCUCGGCACAGGAGAAAACGGCGUUCCACACCGUUAGCCCCCGCCACACCACCUUCACAAGCAACAGAGAAAAGCCCUUAUUUUCAGACCACAGAAAUCUCACUGUGGACCGUGGUGGCUGCUAUUCAGGCUGUGGAGAAGAAGAUGGAAUCCCAGGCUGCCCGACUACAGAGCCUGGAGGGACGCGCAGGGACAGCUGAGAAGAAGCUGGCUGACUUUGAGAAGACGGCCGUGGAGUUCAGCAACCAGCUGGAGGGCAAGUGGGCCGUGCUGGGGACCCUGCUGCAGGAGUACGGGCUGCUGCAGCGGCGGCUGGAGAACGUGGAGAAUCUGCUCCGCAACCGGAACUUCUGGGUCCUGCGGCUGCCCCCUGGCAGCAAGGGGGAGGCCCCCAAGGUGUCCGGAUCCCUUGAGAAUGAUGGGGUCUGUUUCUCGGAACAGGAGUGGGAGAACCUGGAAGACUGGCAGAAGGAGCUCUACAGAAAUGUCAUGGAGAGCAACUAUGAAACUCUGGUCUCUCUGAAGGUCCUUGGGCAGCCAGAAGAAGCAGCAGCAGAAUUGGGUGCAGAGAUGGUGGGUGACUUGGUUGAAGAAGGUACCCACCUGGCAGAUAGGACCAUGGUUAAGCAGGAGGUGCUGUACAAGCCGGAGGGCCCUGCAGGUCUUCCCAGCAUGUUCUCCAGUGCUGCUGAACAACAGGCUUUCUUUGGCGCGGAGCAGGCUGUGUUCUGGAAUAGUCCAGGAGAUCCUGCUCUCUUGGAGUCAGGCCCUGGGGACUGUAACCCUGAGUCUGUUGAGGGCAGUAGAGACCCUGCCCCUGGUAGAAAACUGAACUGCCCCAAAAAACAGAAGUCUCAGAGGCAGGCACACUUGGGUCAGGAAUGUGGACAGGGCCUGAAGGCGAAAAGGGACAGCAGCCCAUACAGAUGCUCUGAAUGCCAGAUCAGCUUCCGCUACAAGCAUCAGCUGACGGCACAUAUGCAGAGCCACGUGGACAGAGAGUCUUACUCAGCCACAGAACCAGAGGAGAGCCUUAGGCCCAAACCGCGGCUGAAGCCGCAGGCCAAGAAGUCAAAGCUGCAUCAGUGCGAUGUGUGCCACAGGAGCUUCAGCUGCAAGGUGAGCCUGGUGACCCACCAGCGCUGCCACCAGCAGGAGGGCCCCAGCACCAGUCCACAAAUCCAGGAGAGAUUCUCACCCAACAGCUUAGUCGCUCUGCCUGGCCACAUCCCUUGGAGGAAGAGCCGGAGUUCUCUCAUCUGUGGGUACUGUGGCAAGAGUUUCAGCCACCCGUCUGACCUGGUGCGGCACCAGCGCAUUCAUACAGGGGAGCGGCCCUACAGCUGCCCCGAGUGUGAGAAGAGCUUCGUUCAGAAGCAGCACCUCCUGCAGCACCAGAAAAUUCACCAGCGGGAGCGGAAUGCGCUGGCUGCAGAACACGGAAGGCCCAAUGGCCUGCUUUAAGGCUGCCGGCCCCUCACCGUCCGGGGGUGGGGGGGGUGGCAUGAGUCCCCCGCAGAGACACCGCAGAGUCAGGCCGACUUCUUCCUGAGAAUUGUCUCUGCUUUGCCCCCCUUGGCUAAGCACAAAGGCUAGGAGAGACACCGGAGAGAAGAUCUAAGGCUCUAGCCUCUGCCAUCGAGGCCCUGCUACUACUGGGUUUGUUUCUUUAACCUUUUGGGGCCCCUGUUUGUGGUUGUCUUGUCACACCACAGGGACUGGUGGCCAGUUCCAGGGCCCACCCUAACGUUUCACACGUCUUCCCACAGUUAAAUGGGGCCACAGAGGUAUGUGGAGAGUUCCAGGAAGUACCGCCCUCCGUUUCCCUUCAUUUUGUAGCCUCCUUGUUAAUAACUAGUAUAAAUAAUUUAAAUGAACUGCUUAGGUUGUUCUAAAGACCGACCCCCUUUUGGAGUUAGAUUCUUGUUGAUUUUUUUAAAAUAUAGUUUAAAACUUGUUUUAUAAAUUUCAAGAGUUGUAGAAGUUGUUCCUAACCUGGGAACUGAGCCUACCCUCCAGGAGGGAAUAGUUAUGGGCUCUUUUAGCCCACCCACACUUAACAGGCUGGAGAGCCAAGACACUGCUGGGUUCCCUCGGUGGGUUCUGAGCACACUCAGAUGGGGCCAAGAGGAAGCCCCUGAAGCCCCUGCUGGACGCCGAGACUUCUGUGAAGAAGCUGGGAGUUCAGUUCUGGGAGAUCGGUGUCUCAUGGGCUCUCCCCCACUCUGUCCUGGCUUUGCUGUGUUUCUGCAGCUCUGUGGGGGCAGGGAGCAGGGAAGACUGAGCUUGACUCUGUUACACCGGGUAUCACGUGAGGUUGUUCAGAUUAGACUUUCCAGUCUCUGUCCCAGAGACGGAGGAGGAAAAGCACAGACGCUUGUCUCAGGAGUGUCGAGUUCCCGCCCCACUGUCAUUUGGGCAGGGAGGUACGAGUGGUCCCUUGGUCAUAUGUGAAUGUAUCCUUGGAUGAUUUACAGUUGUCUGGAAUAAAUCUUGUUACUUGUAUUAAAACGAAAAA
Messenger RNA from Mesocricetus auratus (golden hamster), 2669 nucleotides. Its product is annotated as zinc finger protein 212. The coding region runs from base 134 to 1615 and encodes 493 amino acids. Gene Ontology annotation, biological process: regulation of DNA-templated transcription. The transcript is spliced from 5 exons. The record is from RefSeq and is a predicted model, not a curated record. Lineage: Eukaryota; Metazoa; Chordata; Mammalia; Rodentia; Cricetidae.